Podarcis lilfordi (Lilford's wall lizard) is the source of this 555-nucleotide messenger RNA. The record is from the annotation of a GenBank genome assembly. Lineage: Eukaryota; Metazoa; Chordata; Lepidosauria; Squamata; Lacertidae.
AUGGUGGAAGUGGUGGCUACAGCAGUGGCGGAUAUGGUGGAAGUGGCGGAUACAGCAGUGGCGGAUAUGGUGGAAGUGGUGGAUACGGAAGUGGCGGAUAUGGUGGAAGUGGGGGAUAUGGCAGUGGCGGAUAUGGUGGAAGUGGCGGAUAUGGUGGCAGUGGCGGAUACGGCAGUGGUGGAUAUGGUGGAAGUUGCGGAUAUGGCAUGGGCGGAUAUGGCAGUGGUGGAUACGGCAGCUAUGAUGGUGGAUACGGUAGCGGUGGAUAUGGUGGCAGAAGUUAUGGAACCAGAAGAAUUAUAUACUCUGGAGGCCGCAGAAGCGGAUAUGGUGGAGGCGGCUACAGCAGCAGGUCUUAUGGCGGCUCCUAUGGUGGAAGCUUGGCGCUGCUGCCUAGUACCACAUGCUACACCUGCUACUGAACCCAGAGGAAACAGCCCAGAACUCACGGGACAACCGCAGAAACAAAAGACGAUGAACCCAAAGCUUGAACUUGCAGGAGUGGACUUGGGGAAACCCUUUGCCUUCUGUCGCCUGCUGAUGCAAGCUUCGUGA